ACGGUGUUCAAUGCUUGGAGUACCUUGGGGACCACAUGAGAGCAUCGCUCUUCAGCUUCGAGUCUGAAGAUUUAAAGCACAAUACUUGGACGUGGCAAGACAGCGGUUCAGCAUAUCGGUAACAUCUGGAACAGCCACCUGUCCGUCAGAUGCCGCGUGAGCGAGCCGCUUGCCCGCGUCCGAUUGAAGAUUUACUUUGCUGAUUAAUGCGCAGCUCUUGGCGUUCGAGCUUAACGCGACAGCGACAUAAAAAGUGAUCUAAGAGGGAAAAGAGUCGGAUUUUUUUUUGGUAAACGAAGGAUGAGACUGGAAAAAGCUGAUAUGUGUGUUACCAGGAAGCCUGGGUCGCACAAUUGAGAACUUAAGCUGAUGCAUCAGGAUUUCCAUUACAGAAAUGCAUGGACCGCAUCCAGUGAAUCGCCUCAUCAGGGAAGAGUGAUUAAAGGGGGAUUCAGUCCUGCUUUAUGUGCACGCAUCUGACUCAAAUACUUGGCUGUGCUUAAUUUUAUGCUCAUCUUUAAAACAAACGUUAAUGUCUUUAUGUAAAUUUGUAUUUAGCCUUUCACUGUAUUCUUUUUUUUAGGUUUGUGAGGGUAAUUAACAGUAUUAAUUCAGAGAGCCUACAGCUAAGGUUUUAAAGAAGCAGCAUUUUGGUAUUUGUUUGGUCUAGUUUUGGAAUGUUUUAUACCUCUUCGUUGAACUGGAACAUCUGCAUAAUGGUAAAUGACUUGGAAAUUUGAUUUUUUUGACUGUAAACUUCGCUGGAAGAAUUUUAAACGGACUAAAAUAUGAUCAAAUUCAGCUGAUACUGAGUAUGAAUCUGAUCCAGCGAUUCCGGAUAAAGCUGCCACUUCUAUGAACCUUUGCUGAAUUAGUUUUUGUUUUUGAAUCGAAUGAGGAAGAGCUAAGGAUCAGGGAUGAAGGAGCAGUGCAGGAUCUGCAGCGGUGACCUCUGCGGGAACCAGCGGCGUUGGAUCUUCCACCCAGCGUCGCGGCCGAACCUGCAGCUGCUGCUGUCGCAUGCCCUGGGCCGGGGGCUGUGCCGUGACGGCCGCGGCGAGUUUGCCUGCAGCAAGUGUGCCUUCGUGCUGGAGCGCAUGUACCGCUUUGACACAGUGAUCGUGCGGGUGGAGGCCCUCUCCCUGGAGCGCCUGCAGAGGCUGCUGGAGGAACGAGAGCGGCUGAGGCAGCACGUCAGCGCGCUGUACCGCAGGAGCAAUGGUGCCGUGGCGGAGGAGGCGGAAGGAACAGUGGGAGCGGCCCAGCUCAGCUAUGCCAUCCUACUCCAGGAGGACCUGGCUAACUCCGGGUUCGAGUCCUGGGCCAAGCAAGGGAUGAAGGGGAAGGGGGUGGAGGUGGCCCAGCAUCACUGUGGGACGGGUGAGACUGCAGGCCAGAGGCCCCGUAAGUGCAGAGGAUGCGCCACCUUACGUGUGGCCGACUCGGACUACGAGGCCGUCUGUCGGGUGCCCAGGCGGGCGGGCCGGAGCGUCUCCUGCGGGCCGGCUGCUUGUACGCUGGCGAGCGGGUGUGAGGAAGAGCCUGUGGGCAUCGAGCAAACACAGGAGACCCCGCGCACAGCGUCGGGUGGACACACAACGCCGGAGGAGGGAGGGCUGAGCCAGAAUUCCUCCGUGGAGUCUCUGGAUGUAAUUGUGGAUGUGGGUCGGACCCCCUGUGGGGAGGGGAAGGGAGAUCCGAAAGAGGAGUCCGAACCAGGGGACCUGGAGGCACUUCUGGCUCCGGCCAGACGCUGCCCGUACAGGCCCGUCCCGACCCGGCGUGGCAGCCGCCUUCCAGUCCUGGCCAAACCCGCCUCUCGGGAAGCCAGAGCCAAGACUCCGUACGGGGGCCCGCAGCCGAGGGAGUGGCCGGAGUUGGCGGAGCUGGAGGAGUCCUGGCAGGAUGUCUAUAUGGAGUACACGCCCUUCCAGGAGCAGACCCUGAUAGACCAGCAGCAGACCCAACUGAACCAGUACCAGCGCGCUGCCAGCCAGUGUGUCGACGAGCUGCAGAGGGUACAGCUGCAGGGGCAGUCGCUGCAGGCGAAAAUUCAGGAAAGUGAGGCCACCAAUCAGAGGCUGCGGGACAAGCUGAGGGAUAUGGAGGCGGAACUGCAGUCCUUGCGGCAGGAGCCGCAGCUGCAGGAUUGUGUCAUCCAGAGCCCCCGAGAGCCGCUUCAUGCCAUGGAUGUGGAGCAGGACCCUGAGGGGGCGGAGCCUGGUCAGGUGUCCCAGCUGCAGGCGGAGCUUCUGACUCUCCGGAGCUCCCUGUUCUCUGUGCAGCUGGAGCUGCAAGGCACCCAGAGGGCCCACAAGCAAACCGAACAGCGGGCCGCUGACCUGGCGUCCCUUCUCGAGCACGUCCAGGUCGACCUUAAGGAGGCGCUGCGACACAGGGAGGCUGCAGAGCUGCACAACCAGGAGCUCCGCUCUGCUCUUCAGCAGGCACGCUCAGCUGUGCAGGAGAAGGAGGCGCAUCUGAAGGAGCAGGAGGCUUGGGCACAGAUGGAGGUGGAGGCACGGGACAGGAGCAUCCACACCCUGAGGAUGUCCCUGCGCAAGAAGGCAGAGCUGCUGCAGGAGUACUCGGACCUGUUGGACGGUACGAGGGAACCCACCAUUUCCCGGGAUGCCCUGCUGGACAAGCUGAAGGAACGCAUAAAGGAACGGGACCGAGCUCUGGAGCAUGCCAUCGAUGAGAAGUUCCGCUGCCUGGAGGAGAAGGAUAGAGAAGCCCAGCGGCUGCAUCUGGCCCUCAGGGAGAAGGACAGGGACAUGGAGAGGCUGCGCUGUGUCCUGUCAGGCAACGAGGAGACUGUCACGAGUUUGGACGGCCUGCUGCGGGCGAAGCAGCUGGAGCUGGACCGUGUGACGGAGGCUUCCAGGAGCCUCCAGUGGCUGAAGCAGGAGGCGGAGAGGCGACACGGGCAGAGUCUGGCGGAGAACGAGGCUCUGAUUGGUCAGCUGCAGGCCUCACUGGAGAAGCGCAGCGAGGAGGCGGAGGAGCUGACCAGGGCCCUCCUCGGCAAGCUCUCCACAAAUCACUCCCUGGUGGUGGAGGACCUGGGCCGGCAUCUACAACUGAAGGACCGCCUGUUCCGGGAGGUCCUGUCCGACCGCAACCAGCUGGCCCAGGAGCGCCAGGCCGAGGUCCAGGAGCUGCUGAACACUAUCGGCACCAGGGACCAAUAUAUCCAGGAUUCGGCCGCUCGCCUGGGUCAGGUGAUCGGUGAGGGAGCCGCUGAGGUACGAGAGCUGCGGUGGCAGUUGGCAUCCAGCGAGAGGCGAGGCCUCGAAGCCGAGAACCUGCGGGAGCGACUGCGUGAGAAGGAGGCCGUCAUUCAGCAACUGAUGCUGAACCGUGUGGAGCCAAUGGUCGCGUCCAACCAAGGAGAGGCGGUAGAAGGGUCAUGUGACCAUGACUCCGAGGCCCGGAAUAACCUACAAGCCCUACAAGAGGAACUUCAUCUUGCCCUAAAGAAGGAGGAGGAGACCCAGCUUGAGCUGUUGGCCCUGAGAUCAGCCCUGGCUACAAGGAUGGGUGAGAAGCCCCCCAAGGAAGGUGACCGGGACACCCCCACCCAGAGCGUGCGUCUCAGCAAGAUUCUGUCAGAGUACGACACACUUAAUGAAGCUUUAAAGGCCGAGAAGGAGAUUUACCACAGUCUGAUCCAGAUUCAGCCUCGAAAAGCAAGCCCAGAGAAAACACAGGCUCUAGAUGUGGAACUGGAGGCAAUUCAGAACCUACGAGGCCAGCUGGAGGGGGUCCUGGUGAGGACCCGAGACACUGCGCUGGCCCUGGAAGAGGCAGCCAAGAUGCAGCCUGAUUUUGGAGAGCUCAACACAGAGGAAGCACAGGAGGAAGAUGAGAGAAGUGAAUUAAUAGACAGCGUUGAGGAUGUGGAUGACUUUGUAUUGACUGCUGUGGCCCUGAGCACAACACAGAAUGCUGUCCUCACCCAUGAACUGGGUGACCAGCGUAGAGGACCGAUGAACGGCAUGCUAUCCCAAGAUUCUACAAUGGGAGGGCAGGGCCUGGCGGAGUGGAGGCAUGAGAUGGAGCAGCUGGUGGACCAGAAGAGGACGGUGGAGAGGGAGCUGGGAGAGCUGAAGACUCAGUUGGAGAAGUGUGGCUUUACCUCCCUGUCACAGAUGAGGGCUGCUCUGCUGGGUCUGCGGCAGGAGAAUGAGGAGCUGAGGGUGCUGAGCGGGAAGGCGAAGAGGUGGAGCUCGGAGAAGUGUGCAACGGUGAGGAGGAGCUCGGAGGGACAUGGGAUCCGGGAAGAAGAGGACGGAGAGGAGGAGGAGGAUGUGGGGGAGCAGACAAAGGGCAACCCCACACAGGGCAAACGCUGUGCCCCCAGGGUGCAGCUACGCAGGGGCCGGGGGAAGAGGCAGUGUACCCGGCCGCAUUCCCUGGACCUGGGGGCGCUGCUGUCCCAGGGCCCGGUGGAGAGCACAGCCCAGGGGGCGGAGCCCGGCGUGGCUGAGGGCGGGUUCUGGCAGCACGUGGAGGCGGGGCUUCAGGAGCAGGUACAGCGGCUGCGUACGGACCUGACACUAAGCCGGCAGGAGAGCCGCGAACUGCAGGAGAGACUCAUGGUGUCGGAGGCUACGGUGCUGGCGCAGUCGGAGCAGCUGAAGGAAUACAGGGAGCUGCUGUCUGAGACCUCAGUGGAGCAGCACAGCAAACAGGUCCAGGUAGACCUGCAGGACCUGGGCUAUGAGACGUCCUGCCGUAGUGAGAAUGAAGCCGAAAGAGAGGACAUGAGCAGCCCGGAGUUUGACGACCUGGAGAUGUGUGCUGAUCCACCACCGCAGGACCACGGGGCACAGUGGUGGGCAGGGGAUUGUGGGAAGUGCGAGGAAGCAGAGGAGCUGCGGAUCCAGCUGUCACGCGCGCACCGCACCAUCCGCAGCCUGCAGGCACGCAUGCGCUCGCUCUCCACCACCAGCGACUAUGCCUCCAGCCUGGAACGGCCGCGUCGCAAGGUGGACUGGGCAUUCCGGGCCUCGCCUACCCCCGGCGGCCCGGACGAGGAUGAGGGCUGGCAGUCGGACGGGCCGGUGCCGUUCAAGCGGGGGCCUGGAAGAGAGCUGGAGGAGCUGGGGACCCGUGUAGCUUUGCUGGAGUCACAGCUGAAGAACAAAAGCAUCAUGGAGGAUGUCAAGUCUGCCACCUGGCCGGGGAAGUAUGGUACCCUGAUCCAGGCUCAGGCCCGCGAGCUCUCCCACCUGCGCCAGCGAAUGCGCGAGGGCUGCGGCAUCUGCCACGCCCUGGCCCAGCACCUGGACGACACCACCAAGGCCUUCGAGGAGCUGCUGCGAGGCAACGACGUCGACUAUUACAUGGGGCAGAGCUUCCGCGAGCAACUGGCGGGGAGCCAGGCGCUGGCCAGCCGCGUCAGGGCCAAGAUCAGCGGCCGGGACGACCUGGAUCUCCAAGUGGACAAGAUGGGGCCCGAGCUGCUGUCGCUCAGGCUGAGGAAGGAGCUCCAGCAGAAUGAUGACAUCAUAGAGUCUCUUCACUCCAAGCUGCAGCGCACCGACACGCCCUCCAGCUGCCACGCCCCCUCCGAGACCACCGACCAAUCGGAUGGGACCUCCUUUGCUUCGAGCGAGCGUGGCUCCACGAACGAGGAGCUUGGCUCGGACGUGGAUGUGGCCAGCGAGUGUGGCCGGGAGGAGCGGGUCCGGCAGUUGCGACCUGGGACAUCCAGCACAGAUACCACCCCUUGUGGUGGCAGCAUGACAUGGCACCCAUGCAUCCCAUCGUCCGCUUCUCCAUCUCAUGUGGCUCAGUCCUCCAGCUGUACCAGCAUGUACAUGCCUGUGGAGAGUCAGGAUGAAGGCCGAUAUUGUGGCCCUAUUUCCAGCUCCCUCCCCAUUCCCCAGUCUCAAUACUACCCAAACCCCCGAGGUCAGAGCAGAAACAUGCCCUUUGACCCUCACUCACCCCUUCAGGGUGUGGGCCUGUUCUCAUUGGCCGACGCCCACCAGGAGCUACAGAUGCUGCAGAAGCAGCUGGGAGAAAGCUUUUCACUGUCCCAGCCAAAUCCAUUACCUGGCUUCCCUCCAGUCCCACAAUCCCACCCGGAACCCACCACCUACAUGCCCAUGUCCCAUAAUGCCUUUCACCCAGCAUCAUUUGGGGUCCCCGAAGGGACUCCCACAUUGAAUGCAUUCACUAACCUGCUGGAGAGCAGUGCUUCAUGGGAUACCGGUCCUGUGCAGGGGGGUGGGUGUGUAAGUGCCUCUCCAGACCCGUCGGGCCUCCUGAGGGAAGUCCAGGGUCUGAGGCAGCAGCUCGAGGACUCCAUCCGCGCCAACGAGCGACUUCGCCAUCAGCUGGAGGAAAGAUUGGCGACAGCUUCCCGAGAUGGCGUAGCACCUACAAACAUCUACAUCCAAGGACUGGAAUCCCUCACCCCGUUGGCCAAUGAGAUCAGAGCCCUGAAAGAGGAGAACCUUGCUCUUCAGGCCCGGCUGCAGGCAAGCAGAGACACCUGCCAGGAAGCAGAGAAACUGCGGCCCAUGCUGAAGGAAGCAGAGUUAGAGGCGGAGCAGUGGAAGGAGGAGCUCCAGCGACUGCAGGCACACAGCUGCGAUCAGGCGCUGGAGAUGCAGCGGCUGCAGCUGGAGCAGGAAGUCAGCCAGGAGCGCGUUAAAAGGCUGCAGCAUGAGGCCUAUCUGCUCCAGCAGCAGCUGAGCGAGACCCAGCAGAUUGUGGACUCGCUGAGGUGUGAGCUGGCGUUUUACGACCGGAUGUGCCGGAGCACAGUGUGGCCCCCUGCAGCCUAUAGAGGCCGCGCCUGUCCAGCUGGGGUGCCUGCAGCUGCAGAUCUUGCAGACCUGCUGGAUGAAAUGCGCAGGCUGCGUACGCAGCUAGAGAGCAGCUACAAGGAAAACAGCAAGCUGCGUGCGCAGAUUUUGCAGCAGCCUGGCAGCCCGGGGGGCCACGGAGAAUCCCACCUCCCUGGCUAUGGGAAGCAUUUCUCUCACGACCUCGUACUGUCACCCCCUGUCAGGGACACUGGGCCCUGUGACGCUCCCCCCCCGCCUGCCCCCGACUACACAGAAGUAGCGUCGUCUGAACUUGCCGCCUAUGACCUAGAGCCACGAUCCCUCCUGGAAGGAGACGCAUCAGACGGCUCCUGUGCCAGCAAGAGCGGACACCACGCUGUGGGCCACGUCGGCGACUUCAGUGCCCUGCAGCAGCAAAUCCUGGAGGGGAAGGUCCUGGUGCAGGACAUAGAGGCCGUUCUGCAGCGUUCCCUCAAGUGUACCCUGUCGGGACCCGCAGGGACCCAGGCUCUGGACCACAGCCACCUGAGAGGCCUCCUGGGCAACACCAGAACCUUGUGGCAGAUCCUGGAAGAGUCCAGCUCUCUGCUUAGAAUGUUCUGGAGAGCAGCACUGCCCAGCAGGGAGGACUCUGCCCAGCAGGCCAAAGAGGAGCAGUCCAUGAGGAAUGAGAUUCAGCAGCUCCGCCAGAGGAUUCGUGACCAGGAGGAGGCGCUGCAGGGCACCGCGGAUAAGCUGCGAAGCAGUAACCGUAGCAAGGAGAGCAUGGAGCACUUCAUUGUGAGCCAGCUAUCGAGGACACGCAGUGUUCUGAAAAAGGCCCGGACAAACCUGGAGAAGAACGAGUACAAGCUUUCCACCCUAUGUUCCUCCUCUUCCUCUCCCGACCCCGGUAAAGCUGAAGGUCCAGGAAUCCCCUGGGAAGCCCACCGCUCAGACUGUGGAUCUGUGACAUAUCGCCCCCUGCAGGCAGUCAGUCAGCAGGUUGUCAGGAAGCGCACUGGGCAGUGUUUUCUUCCAGUGGCUGCUCACUGAUGAGUUCCCAAUCAAGGCCUUUUUUGAUCAGAGAAAAGACCCUUUGUCUUUUGUAAUCGCAGUUGGCCAAAUUAAUUAACGAACAUUGCUUGGCAAAACAAUUUUGCUUUUUUUGAGAUCACAGAGACUUUUGCUGUUUGAAAAGUGUGUAUUUUACACACAGAUGUUGCAUGUUGGUUUAUAUGGUUUGUAUGAAAUAUGGAUAUUUUAAGUCAGCAAGUUUCCCCUUUUUGUUUAAUGGCACAUGAUAGCUGAAGAUACUGAAUAUAUGGGAUUUUUUUCUGAAAGCACCAAAACACCUUUACACUCAAGUAUUGAUAAUAUCAUUUUUAUGAACAUUUAUAAAUGGGUUUCGCCACCAUUUAUAAAUAAAUGGCAUGGAGAAGAGCCCCAAAAUUAAUUUGUAGAGUACAAUACUGAAGAUUAGCAUGUGCAAUAAGUGCUGUUUGUCAACUGGUAUUACACCGGCUAUGCCUGACACUGGAACUAAGUGUUAUUUUAAGACCGUCAGUGCAAUAUAAAUGAACUACAGCUCACUCUAUAAUCUAUGUUCAUUGGAAUAUAGUUUUUAUGAGGGGGCAGUGGUACUGUGGAAAAGAAAAGCUGUUUGUAUAACGAAAGCCGUACUGUUGUUUUUAUUUUUGUUUACACCAAGCUUUCUCUUUCCUGUUAGCCUGUACCUCACAUGCUGAUGGGUAUCACCAUUAGCCACUGGCCUAACGUCACCUCCAACAUUUUGGUGGAGAAAUGUCUUUGAUGAAAUUUUGACUAAAAGUCUGAACGGGGAGGCGGUAACCAUUAGUCGUUUGGUCCAUUUAUCGGGAUUGACUAGGUAUUGUUUAGUUUGCACUUGUCUUUAUAAAUGGACCAAACAUUUCAUUUAAUGUAUAUAAUUUACACAUUUCACAAAUAAGAGUAUCUGGAAUAACUGUACCCUACAAUGCCAAACCCCAAUAUGGUAUUUUUGCUAGAAAAAUCUUUGUUCCCCUCUCACACAAAAAAAGAAAUCUGAAUCAAAAUUUUGGAUCUGAAGUGGAUAAUUGUCACUUUAAGUGUGAUUUUUAAAAACAUUGCAAACAUUGGCAGGGUCCUGGUAAAACGUGUUAAAGGUUGUACGCAAACGUGUGUCGUGAGCUGCUUCUCUCCAAGCUGUAUAUUGCUGUAUAUUUUGCAUUUUCCUGCUGUAAAUAAUCAGCUUUCUGUAUAUAUUUUUUCCUGGUUUAUGCUGGUUAGUAUGUAAACCGUUUGCCGUAGAUGCAAAUGAAAUAUCCUGGGUAGCUGUGCAAUAGAUUUUGUUUUAUUUCUCCCUCCUGAUGUGACACAUCAUGAGUUGCAAAAAUUGUUAUUCUCUUUUGAGUGCCAUGUUGUUUUCCACCUGAUUUUGUUCUCGUCUUCUGUACAGUCAAAUAUCUGGCCUCUCUCUUAAUUGAUGGGUGGGGGGUGGUAUUAAGUUUGUACCCUGAUGUAUUGCUGCUGUUCCAAUGCUUUGAAUGUCAUCUGAAUGGUCCUAGUUGUGAAACUCUUUUCAGUGGUGUCUUGGCGCCCCCCUGCUGGUGUAUAUGGAGUCUGACAGCACGGUCUGCUUUUCUCUUCCCUCUUUCCCAUUACAUCUGACAAUCUUCAGACAUUCUGGAUUUUUAAUACGCAAAUUUCAACAAAUCCUAAAUUGAUUUUAAAAGUUCCCAUACGCAUAGGUGAGGAAAAGUCGGCCAUCUGCUGUUUGAGCAGUUUCGCCAACCCAGUCCUCGAGGAUACAUGGACGGUCCACAUUUUUGCUUCCUCCCAGCUCCCAGUAACAAAAACAUGGACUGUCUGCAGGUCCGCGAGGACUGGAUUGGGAAAUGCUAGGUUGAAAGAAUCAGCGGUGUGGGUCUUGGUGAUGUCCUACCUCUUAGUGUUGUAUGAAUUGUACAUAGCAAGUGCCGAUUGGUUCAUACCUCUAAGGCUCCUUGCGAUAUUCUGCGUGUAAGCACAUGUUUUUGUGAGCGUGCCACCUCAGACCCUAUGGGCUCUGACUGUGAAUCGAUGUGUUGUGUAGGUCAGUGUUUCCCAAUCCGGUCCUCUGAGACACUCAGACUGUCCACGUUUUUGCUCCCUACUCGGAACUGGGAGGGAGCAAAAACGAGGACCGUCUGUUGGUCACCAAGGACCAGGUUCUGAAACACUGGUGUAGGUGGGGAAAAAAAGAUGUUUGAAAGCUUUGGCUUAGUAGGAAUUAAACACUACUGCGUACUGA
Messenger RNA from Paramormyrops kingsleyae, 10077 nucleotides. Its product is annotated as myomegalin-like. Gene Ontology annotation, biological process: regulation of Golgi organization; centrosome cycle; positive regulation of microtubule nucleation. Gene Ontology annotation, molecular function: molecular adaptor activity. NCBI's taxonomy places the organism in Eukaryota, Metazoa, Chordata, Actinopteri, Osteoglossiformes, Mormyridae. The record is from RefSeq and is a predicted model, not a curated record. Gene Ontology annotation, cellular component: Golgi apparatus; centrosome.